AUGUUCAUCGUUAUGCGCGAGGCGCUGCAAGGUAGUAACGGUCUUCCAUCUCAGCCUGUGUUUCUCGAACAAUUGUUCGAUCCAAUGGCAUACUUUUUCCGAGACAGAAGCGUUCUUCAUGCGUCUAGCGUUGAUAAAGGUGUGGCGCGGCGAAUGCCAAAACAAAAAUGGAUCAAUACUGGAAACAUCCAUGACUUUGUAUUUUUAGGAAAAGAAAUUAUUGCUACUGCGUGUGGAAACUAUGUCAUUUUUUAUAAUUUGUUGACAAAGGAAAAAAGAAUAGAGUACUUCAAUAGUCCAUUAAGAGGAGAAGGAGCAUGUUGCUUAGCUGGACAUCAGGUCAUGCCUAUAUUUUCCACCGCAGAACGCCGAUUCUGUCCAAAAAUUUAUAUACACACUUAUCCAGAAUUAAGAAAAGUAGCUGAAUGUAAAUUAUAUACUGAUCUAAAUGCAUAUUUGUCUUGCUGCUUUGUCGGUACAGAGUACUUAGUGAGCUUAACAUCGUAUCCACACUUUGAACUAAUUAUUUGGUUAUGGAGAAGUGGGGAAAAAAUUUACAGUAUAGAAACCACGGUCAUGGAUAUGAAUCAAAUAAUAGAGGUCUCAAUAUAUGCAAGUCAAAUGCUUUGUCAAUUUUCACCUAGUUCCGGUAAGCUGUGGACUUAUGAAAUUCUCACAUAUUCAAAAAAAGUGACAGUAAUCAGGAAUAAUAUAAAAAUUAGCGAGAAAAAAAUUACAUCUGUCCAUUGGCUGAAUAGUGGUAAUUUAAUGCUGAGCGAUUCAUUGCAAAAUGUAUACAUUAUUGGCGUAGAUGGAAGAAAAUGUCAAUUGAUUCUUCGCAGAGAUCUUAACAUAAAAUCCAUAAAUAAUUUUUUAAUUCUUCCAUACAGUAAUUCAUUUUUUACUGUAGAUAACGACUCUAAAUUAUCUUUCUAUAACACGUCAUAUUUAGAAAAUAAUUGUGAAACAUGGAAUCUUACAUGGUCGAUCCAGUGUCAAUCACAUCCUCUAAAAAUGGUACUUGCUCGUCACAAAGAGGCAAUUUUUAUUUAUUGUCGAACUGGAGAAAUAUUAGAGUUAGAUUUAAUGCCCGAAAAACCUGACGAAGUUAAUGUAGCAGUUUUAGAUUUUUCAAAUUGUUUGUACAUUAUUGAUGUAUUUACUGGAAACUUGAUAAGCAAUACUAUAAUAAAUCAAGAAGAUCAAGUUAUGUGUAUGGUAUCUCAUCCCCUCAUUCCUUUGGUAGCUGUCACGACAUCAACAGGAAAAGUUAUGUUUUUUAUAAAAUCAGAUGUAAAUUUGGUGCAUCUAAAAACUUUAUAUUUACAAAAAGAAUCUUUGACAAAGAUUCGAUUUGCAAGAAAUGGAUUUAUAUUAGGGAUUUCAUCUACCGUAACAAAAUAUUUUUUCAUGUUAAAGACAAUUGUAACAGAAAAAAUUGACGUCUAUUUCUAUACAAAGUUCACAAAGUUCAUAAUUGAUUUCUUAAUAUUUGAAAAUGAACAGAAAAUGAUACUGUUGGUAUUAUCUCAAACAAAUGCAGAUAUUGGCCAGGAUAAAUUAAAAGCUAAUGAAAAUAUUGUUUGGAUUGAAAUUGAAGAGUUGAAAAUCAAUCAAACUAAAAUGAACAAUAUUCUCGUUCUAAAAAAUAAUCUUUUGAAAGAUUGGCAAUCCCUGAAACAAAAGGUGCAAACCAUCCUGGAUUUGAACGAAAUGAAAAGUAUUGAAUGCAGAAUACCAAUUUCAUCUUUUGAUUUAAACAGUCAAAGAAGACAGGAAAAAGUGGAUUCUAGUGCAAUCAGUCGAGAGAAAGUUAUUGAUGAAACAAAGCAACAAUUGUAUCAUUUAAAUGCAUAUCAAAAAGAGAUGCAUGAUAUUUUUGGAGUGACUGUAGAAAUUCCUUAUAAUGACGACUCCAACUGGCAAUCAGAUGAAUCUCUAUCAAAUUUGAUAACAACCACAUUGCAAAAUAGUUUGUCAAAUAAUCAAUCGAUCAACAUACUAAAUAGCAACUAUCUCAAUACGCCACAGGAUUUAUCGAACUCAAUUGAUCAUUCCGCUAUGAACUAUCUACCAGAACAUGAACGGUCAUUUAGAAAAGAUAAAUUGAUCGAGAUGAUGGACGGUUUGCUAGAAAUUAGAUGGGAGGAUAAAAUUAAGAAAAAUGUUACAAAACCAUAUUGCAUGCUUUUUAAACAUCCUUCAAAAUACACUAAUGAGGAUAUCGAAGCUGUAGCUAUUUACAAAUUAAAAGUUGAUAAGCUUCGUAUCGAACGUGAAAAGUAUAAAGCUCAUUUGGAAUUCCAAAUUGAAAGCAUAAAUGAUAAAAUGAAAGCUGAGAUUGAAAGUUUUGAUAAUAAAAUGGAAGAAUUUUCAUUAGAAAAAAUAAAAGUUCAAUCUGCAAUCUCACAAGAAUUUUUACUAAAAUUAAAUAAACAGAAGCAGCAAUUUUUCAAAGAUAACGAAAACAAAAGUAAAUCUCACAUCAUUGAUAAUGAACGUGCAUCUUUAGAAAAUGAAAAUAAAAUGUUAAUAAGCGAAUUAUUAAAAGUAGAGCCAAUAGUCGUAGAGCUACGAAACAAGUACGAUAAUUUGAAGAAGCGAGAUAAAAUAUUAGAAGCUAAGUUUAAAAGUGAUUUUAGUGAUUUGAAACAACCAUUAGUAGAGCAUUUACUCAGACAGUAUAAACGACGUCCGAAAAUAAAUGAAAUUAAUUGUGCACCAUUGACAUGCUUAAUAGAAACAAAUAAAUGUUUGAUUGACGGAAAAAAAUCCGUAAUAUUGCCUCAUGCGUAUUUAGAGUUCUUAAAAGGAAUGGAUGCUUUAGAUAUAAUGCCAAGUAGUCUACCACAACAAAUUGAUGGUAAUUAUUGGCAAUUACUUUGCAAACUGAGAAGAAAUAAAGUGGAAAUGGAAAUUAAGCUAAAAGUUGCUGCUUUAGAAUUAGCUGAAACGGAGCAAACCUAUUUUCAUUUACAAAAAUUAAGUUCUCAAAUCCAAAGCAAAAUAUAUUUCAUAAAAAAUCGCAUGGAAGAAGAAGCCUUAAAAAAUUUUAAAUCAUAUAAAAAUUCAAAAAUUCAAUUAAUAUUGAAAGCUGGACAAAUAGAAAUUCCUUUAAUAGGUUCCAUCAAGGACUUUGAAAUAUCUAUUGUUGUUACAUAUGAUGAACUGGUACAAAUCAAUGUUGAUAUAGUAAAAGAAGGUCAAAAAAAAAUUGCCGCUAUGCGAGCAGCAAUGUUUGUCCAAAAGUCUAUACUCUACAGAAACUGGAAGUAUCAAUGUAUGUCUACAAAGUUAAAGCACCUGCAGGAGCAACUGAUCAUUUUACGAAAUAUCAAAAUCAGUAAGAAUAUGCAGAAUUAUUUGGUUGAACGGCUUAAAGGGAACAUUCAUUACAGAGAUGCUACAUCAUGUGGUAAAAUAUUAAGUUCAACAGAAAAGAAAUUUCAACGCAUGCUGAAGGAAGAAAAAACUAUACUACGAAGAAUAGUGAAAGAAAUAAAAUACUGGCGUAAGGAAAACGAAGAUUUAACAAACAAAAUUCAAUUAUUUAAAUCAUUGAAACAGCAGCAGAAGUUUGAACUGGAAGAAAAUCAAUUGCAAAAAAGAAACAGUGCUUUCCAUAAGCAUAAUCUGUGCGCAAUCAUGGAAAGAACAAGUCUUAUUGAAAAACUCAAAGAAAAUCGUAACGAGCUUUUAAACUUACAAACACAACUGGAGUUGCUGAAACUAAAAUCUUAUCCCACAUUACGUCUCAAGGAUAUUUGUCAUCAUAUAAGAAGUAAUGAUUCAAUGAAAAGUUAA
Molecule: messenger RNA, 3804 nt
Organism: Phymastichus coffea
Lineage: Eukaryota; Metazoa; Arthropoda; Insecta; Hymenoptera; Eulophidae
Product: cilia- and flagella-associated protein 43-like
Exons: 16
Coding region: 1-3804 (1267 amino acids)
Biological process (GO): cilium assembly
Cellular component (GO): axoneme
Molecular function (GO): protein binding
Source: RefSeq, a predicted model, not a curated record